AUACUCGUUUAUCCACCAACUGGCAAGGGUGCCAUAGAAAUUACGGCGGGCGAUUAUCGCCGUCUUGAACCGGACGAGUAUUUCAACGAUACGCUGAUUGAAUUUGGAAUGAAGCGUGCGUUCCACAGGAUGCAGGAAACGAAUCCGACACUCGCAGAGCAAGUCCACUUAUUUAACUCAUUUUUCUAUGGGAAAUUAAGUUCGAAACUGCCCUCAGACGGCUACCAAAGCGUUCGUAAAUGGACUUCGAAGUUCAACUUCUUCGACAAGAACUACAUUGUAAUUCCCAUCAACGAGAAGUAUGUCCUCGUCAACUCUUCCGGAGACGUCUCAGAGUGCUUACUUGCUGCAGUUUCCACUGGUAUCUUUGCAUCAUCUACAACCCAAAGAAUUCGCUUCCCCCACAAACCCCCCCUCCAAAGCCUGUGGCCACGCCAAAGAAGGUUACUCGUGCUAGUUUGGCUGCACAACAGUCAGAUCAACCCGAAGCAACCCCUCCAGCGCGUCCCAGACCCCGCCCACUCAAGAAGCCCGUCACUGGCCAGGAACAAAUGA
Cantharellus anzutake is the source of this 555-nucleotide messenger RNA. RefSeq lists its product as uncharacterized. Gene Ontology annotation, cellular component: nucleus; cytoplasm. Gene Ontology annotation, molecular function: SUMO-specific endopeptidase activity. The record is from RefSeq and is a predicted model, not a curated record. Gene Ontology annotation, biological process: protein desumoylation. The annotation marks the transcript as partial. NCBI's taxonomy places the organism in Eukaryota, Fungi, Basidiomycota, Agaricomycetes, Cantharellales, Hydnaceae. The transcript is spliced from 3 exons.